Vespa mandarinia (Asian giant hornet) is the source of this 767-nucleotide messenger RNA. RefSeq names its product cytochrome c-like. Lineage: Eukaryota; Metazoa; Arthropoda; Insecta; Hymenoptera; Vespidae. Gene Ontology annotation, molecular function: heme binding; electron transfer activity. The record is from RefSeq and is a predicted model, not a curated record.
UCCUGAAAAAGAUGUUCCAUUUUUUUUUACAUAUAAGAGAAAAUUAAAAGAUGAUGGUCGAUUGUGAUCAAAAGAAAAUAGAUGAAAAAAUUAUAUCGCAAACUUCUUAGCAAUCGAUAUAUGGAUAUCGAAAUGCAAGCGAUAGUCCUUUGGUAUAUCAAUUUGUAGUAUACUUUCUUAUGCACUGAUAACCUUUACAUUUUUCGGAAUUAUUUCGUGGUUAUUUAAAUGGGUAACGUUGAACGUGGAAAGUCAUUAUUUAUGAAAUACUGCUCAACUUGUCAUACAAUCGAGAAAGAUGGAAAACAUAAAAUAGGUCCUAAUCUUUUCGGGGUCGUAGGCAGAACAAGUGGUACUAUGCCUGGAUUCUUAUAUACAGAACAUAUGAAGAAGAAAGCUUGUACGUGGGAUGAAAAUACCUUAGAUAUUUAUUUAGAGAAUCCAAAGAAAUUUCUACCAGGCACAAGAAUGGUAUUUAUUGGCAUAAAGAAGAGUGAAGAACGAACAGAUCUAAUAGCGUUUCUAAAGACCUUAAAAUAAAAUAAGAACUUUAAAAAAACUUUUGCAUAUUUAUAUAAAUUUGUAUCAUAGUUGUUUAGGACUUGAUAGUUGCUUACUUGAAUAUCUUGAUGAGCUCCCAAGAUACAGAGAACGAAGCUGGAAGCUGCUGCCGUAGUAUCGUGACCCUAGAAAAAGAUAAACAACAUUAUUUUCUGAGCUCUCUCUCUCUCCCCCCCCUCCCUUUCCCUUCUUGGAUCAAUUUUACC